This is a messenger RNA of Hevea brasiliensis (rubber tree), 1428 nucleotides long. Its product is annotated as triacylglycerol lipase OBL1-like. NCBI's taxonomy places the organism in Eukaryota, Viridiplantae, Streptophyta, Magnoliopsida, Malpighiales, Euphorbiaceae. The record is from RefSeq and is a predicted model, not a curated record. The coding region runs from base 1 to 1428 and encodes 475 amino acids. Gene Ontology annotation, biological process: lipid metabolic process. Gene Ontology annotation, molecular function: triacylglycerol lipase activity. The transcript is spliced from 7 exons.
AUGAUCACUAAAACAAAUUUUUGUCAAAAUGAGUUGUUGCUAGAGCCAGAAAAUACAAGUUUUCUUAGUCUGUUUUGUCUCCUUUGUUCCUUUGUUUUGGGAGAGAAAAGCUUUGUUUUUUGGGGAAAGACUUGCUCUUACCAAAACUCCAAACACGAGCAAAGAGAUAAGCUUCAAUGGCUGCAAUUCAUCUCCCUUCUCGUGCAGAAAAUCUUCCUUUUAUGCAGAAAACCCAUGGCUCUAGUGGGGAAUACAUUAGAGAUGUGGCUCAAUCUUCUAUCAAAUAAUGGUGGUUUCCUUAUGCUACCCUUGACAAUUUUGAGAGGAAGGAUGGUCUGGCCUGACAGAUCAUCCGCGACGUUCACAUCCGUUAUGGGAAAUCUUGACAAGCGACUAGAGCUAGACAAGACCAUUAGACAUGGAAACAGAUCAUAUAAUGCUUCAUUGGCUUUGAUGGCUGCAAAAUUGUCUUAUGAGAAUGAAGCCUUCAUAAGAAUCAUUGUCAAGGAUCGUUGGCAUAUGGAGUUCUUGGGGUUCUUCAACUUCUACAAUGAGUACCAUGAUCGACCCUCAACUCCGGCCUUCGUCCUCCAAGAUGUGACCUCUGACCCUAACCUGAUUGUGGUCGCAUUCAGAGGCACUGGUCCUUUCGACGCUCGUGGUUGGUGCACAGAUGUUGAUAUUUCAUGGCACGAGCUCGAAGGGAUUGGAAAGAUCCACCGUGGCUUCAUGAAAGCCCUUGGCCUGACAAAGCAUGGGUGGUCUGAGGAAAUAGAGCGAGGCCUGGACAAAAGAUAUGCUUACCAUACAAUCAGGAAAAUGUUGAGAGAUAAUUUCCACAAGAAUGAGAAGGCAAAAUUCAUACUGACAGGGCAUAGCUUGGGUGGAGCAUUGGCAAUAUUGUUCGUGUUUGUGUUGAUUUUACAUGAGGAGGUUUGGUUGUUGAUGAAAUUGGAAGGAGUUUACACAUUUGGGCAGCCAAGAGUAGGGGAUAAGCAGUUUGGAGAGUUCAUGAAAACGAAGUUGAAAAAGUAUAAUGUAAAAUAUUUGAGGUAUGUUUAUUGCAAUGAUAUGGUGCCUAAGUUGCCUUAUGAUGAUGAUAAUCUCUUCUUCAACCACUUCGCCCCAUGCCUCCAUUACAACAGUUGCUACGAAGGAGAGAUUAGGCAGGCGGAGACGAGUCACAACUACUUCUCUUUGUCAUGGGCUAUACCCAAGUAUUUGAUUGCAUUAUGGGAGCUGAUUAGGAGUUUUAUCAUCCCCUACAUGAAGGGCUCGGACUAUCGAGAAGGUUGGCUUAUGAGAUUAUUUAUGGUAAUUGGGUUAGUGAUUCCAGGAUUACCAGCUCAUUGUCUUCAGGAUUACAAUAAUUCUGUUAGAUCAAGAACCUUACGUCUUAGGGAUUCCCAGGUUUGGGCAGAGAAUUAG